This is a messenger RNA of Dryobates pubescens (Downy woodpecker), 1942 nucleotides long. Its product is annotated as opsin-5-like. Gene Ontology annotation, biological process: G protein-coupled receptor signaling pathway. The coding region runs from base 15 to 1310 and encodes 431 amino acids. Lineage: Eukaryota; Metazoa; Chordata; Aves; Piciformes; Picidae. The record is from RefSeq and is a predicted model, not a curated record. Gene Ontology annotation, molecular function: G protein-coupled receptor activity. Gene Ontology annotation, cellular component: membrane. The transcript has 6 exons.
CACAGCAUGGGGUCAUGCCAAGUGGCCCAGCAGAUCUUCAGGGAGAGAUGGGAAAUGCAUCCAACACCUCUGUGUUCACCUCCACCUUAUCAGAGAGAGAAGACCUGAUUUUUGGCACGCUCUAUUUGGUCUUUGGCAUCAUGUCCCUCUCUGGGAACUCACUGCUCCUGCUGGUGGCCUAUCAGAAGAGGUCCAUGCUGAAGCCUGCUGAGUUCUUCAUCGUCAACCUAGCCAUCAGUGACCUGAGCAUGACGGUGACACUCUUUCCCUUGGCCACUCCUUCCUUCUUUGCACACAGGUGGCUCUUCAACCGGGCAGUUUGCACCCUCUACGCCUUCUGUGGGGUCCUGUUCGGGCUGUGCAGCCUCACCAGCCUGACGGUGCUCAGCACGGUUUGCUGCCUGAAGGUCUGUUACCCAGCAUAUGGCAACAAGUUCUCACCGUGCCACGCUGGAGUGCUGCUGCUGUGCAUCUGGGCAUAUGCCCUGAUGUUUGCCACGGCCCCCUUGGCUGAGUGGGGCAGCUACGGCCCCGAGCCCUACGGGACAGCCUGCUGCAUCACCUGGAAAGCCUCCAACAGGGAGGCCACGCUCUACAUUCUCGCCCUCGUCAUCUUCUGCUACCUUCUCCCCUGCCUCCUCAUCCUGGUCUCCUACUCGCUGAUCCUGUGGACAGUGCGGGUGUCCCGGCGAGCCGUCAGGCAGCACACCUCCCCCCAGCGCAGAGCCCGCAGCGUGCACAGCCUGGUGGUGAAGCUGAGUGUUGCUGUGUGCCUGGGCUUUCUGGCUGCCUGGACCCCUUACGCCAUCGUUGCCCUGUGGGCAGUCCUUGGCGACGCUAGCCAGGUGCCGGCUCUGGCCUUUGUGCUGUCAGCUGCCUUUGCCAAGUCCUCAACACUCUACAACCCCCUGGUAUACCUGCUCUUCAAGCCCAACUUCCAGAAGUUCCUCUCCAGGGACAUGGUGCUCCUCCAGGCCAUCCGCACCCUCCUUUGCUGUGGCUGCCCCAGCGCUGCGCUCCAGUCUCUCCCAUCCCCAGGCUUUGAUGACCGUCCCGUGGCUUGCAGAAACUGCAACGAUGCUUUUGAGUGUUUCAGUAACUACCCCAAGUGCUACAAACUCCCCCAGGUGCCCAGCAGCUCACCCCAGCGUGCUCCCCUGGCUCUCCUGGCGGACGGAGCUGCUCGCCAGCCUGCCCUGAAGAGGACGGUGCAGGUGAUGGUGCUUGUCACACGGAAAAGGUCAGGCCUGGGCACUGCCAAUGUGGUGGGGGAAACCCUGCCAUCAGAUAUCAUGAAAGACCUUCUCUGAGCCCAGCUGUGCUUGGCUGUGUCCUGCCAGCACACUGGAAGAUGAACCCACAUGCAACAUUUCUCUCACCUACAUAUCCAAUGAGUCUCCAGCAUCUUCUGCAGAUGACAUGACAUGAAGAUUUAAGACCAACUUUGCCUCCCACUCUAGUCUGGCUCUUGUGACUCUUAGCCUAGUCUUUGCACUUGAAAAAGAAGCCACCCUAAUAGACCCCCAGUGCCUGAAAUCUGCCCAGGGUGCAAGUCCAUGGUGUAAUUUCUCCUUCAGCUUGCACUCUGGGCCCUUGGCCUUUUUUUUCCCAUCCUGGUGCUCUGAUGACCAAGUAGGAACUUGGUUGUCUUAAGAAACUGUGCCUGGCAGGGAGGGCUGUGGGCCAGGAGGCCCCUAGAGGCAUCCUGCUCCCUACACCAGCUCCUACAGCCCCUGCCAAUUGUGUCCUUUCCCACCGGGGCACAGGACCGCUCCACUCAGCUACCUCACUUGGGGUUAUGAAGCAUCUCUAGAUACCUCUGGAGCCUGCUGUCUGUGCAGGCUGCGUUACCCCACUCCCUCAAUUUGAACACAAACCUGUCCUGUAGAUCAAAAUGGGAGCUUGUCUUUAGAGUGAGAAUUUGGGGUUAAAGUAACCCUGC